This is a messenger RNA of Meyerozyma guilliermondii ATCC 6260, 2007 nucleotides long. It is a transcript of the gene VPS52, whose product is annotated as Vps52p. Lineage: Eukaryota; Fungi; Ascomycota; Pichiomycetes; Serinales; Debaryomycetaceae. Gene Ontology annotation, molecular function: syntaxin binding. The record is from RefSeq and is a predicted model, not a curated record. The transcript has a single exon. Gene Ontology annotation, cellular component: GARP complex. The coding region runs from base 1 to 2007 and encodes 668 amino acids. Gene Ontology annotation, biological process: retrograde transport, endosome to Golgi; endocytic recycling; Golgi to vacuole transport.
AUGCCGGGUCUCGAAACGUUGAAACAAGUCUUGGAGCUACGGCAGGACCCGCUGGCGGACUCCCAGAGCUCUGUCGAGGAUAUUCAUCAAAAUACACCAAAGUCGCAAAAUCAGCUUCUUAAGUCGUAUGUUUCAACUUCACAAGAACCCACAUUGGCGCUCAUUAGAGCACGUAAAACACAAGCCAGCUUUGAGUCCUGGUCCAAUCUUUCUGCUGAAGAUCUCUUGGAGCUUAGAGCUCGUUUCGACAACUACAAGCGAGAAUUAUCGUCGCAAAUGGCCCAGUUGGCUCCCAUAGAAUCCAUGUUAUACGAUUUUGGAGACGAAUUGGGUCGCCUUUCCGGAAGUCUCAAGCUUCUCCAGCAACAACUGACGCAGCUCUCUUCCAAUUUGAUCCUGCAAAAGACAACCACCGAGCAUUUGAACCCUAUUAUUUUGGACCUCAUGGUUCCUCCAGCAACAGUCAAGUCUAUCAUUUCCAGCCCUGUUACUCCUGAAUGGAUAGAGAACAUAAGAGUACUCAACGAGAAGCAGGCACUCGUGGAGAGCGUUACUUCAGGGAAAAGUGAAUUGGCUUCUUUGUAUGGAAGUUCAAAAGCGUUUCUGGACCUCGAACAUGAGUUGAAAUUGCUCACCGCCAAAACCGUGGAACGCAUACGAGACUUUAUGAUUUCCAAAAUCAAGCUGCUAAGGUCUCCUACCGCUUCGGCUUCGUCGCAGGCAGUGCAAAAAGAUCUCCUUCAAGUCAAAGAUGCAUUCUUUUUUCUUCGUCAACACCAUCCCGAACUAGCCAACGAGCUCCAAUUGGCCUACAUUUUCACUAUGCGGUGGUACUACCGUACCCGGUUCGCCAAGUACUUGUAUGCCAUCGAAAAGUUGAACAUCCACCAUAUUGAUCUGACCACAGUUUUGGGCAGCUCGUCGUCCACCGCGGACGACAAAACUGAUAUUUUUGGUUUACGAAAUUGGGUGGGAAAGAACUCAUUACAGCCCCGAAGUAUCACCACUCCUCCCAGAAUGACCAUGAACGAGUAUCUCCUGUCUAUCGACAAGCGAAUACAAAUCCUCGACGAGAGAAACGACCCGGAAAAAGCUGCUCGCGCUAUACCCUCUCAAAUAGCAGAAACCACCCCUUUUGUGUACUGGAUCGAGUUCGUGUACCACCAGUGGUGUAUCGCCUUGGUGGACAACAUUGUGGUUGAGUAUCUUUUCAUGGUGGAUUUUUUUUACCACGGCGAUGAGAAAUUCGAGCCACUUUCAACGUUGUAUUCCAAAGGUGCAAAAGACGACGAUUUGACUAAGGAUUGGUCGCAUUAUAUGCUUGACGACGUCUUCAAUAUGGGUGCUCAGUUUGUAUCAUGGCUCGUACAAAAGCAGCCGCUGGUUCUUCCAAGAAGUGUCGCUUCAACCUCCACCAGCCGAACCGGAUUCACUGGUGCAACUCAGGGCACUUGCGACGCCUACGGAAUCUUGUUGAUGAUCCGAAUCACCCAAAGUGAGCAGUCGCUUCUCCAUAACGAGUUCCACAUACCUGUGGUGGACAACCACUUGAACUCGAUUCUCUUGACACUUUGGCCCCACUUCACCAAAGUUGUCGACCUCAAUUGUGAAGCCAUGAAGGCUCUCAGUAUGCGAGCGCUGAGCUACAAAUCCACAGACUCGGCGUUGGCGCCUUUACCUUUGAGCCAGCAGUUUGCACACUUUUUGCUGGGGCUUUUGAAGUUGGCAUCACCUCCCAACAUGGAAGGAGAUUUCCGAGGCGAACCAUUAUCGACCUCUAUUAAUAGACUCAAGAACGACUUUGAAAGCAUCUUGACUCGCAUCAGCAAUCAGUUGUUUGCAGGCAAGCGCAAAGGAGCAGAGAAAGAGGUGUUUCUAUUCAACAACUAUUUCUUGGUGGUAAACAUUCUCAAAAAUGAAGUGGGUGUGGGAGAAAAGUUUAGUGAGCUUAUCAAUGAGCAUGUUCAGCAUUUUGAAAUGUUGUGCAAUGCAUACAAGCAGCAAUAA